This is a messenger RNA of Klebsormidium nitens, 2241 nucleotides long. The record is from the annotation of a GenBank genome assembly. Lineage: Eukaryota; Viridiplantae; Streptophyta; Klebsormidiophyceae; Klebsormidiales; Klebsormidiaceae.
UGUCAAUUGACCUCUCUACUAGUACAGGCUCUAGCGAGCGUUCCGCAAUGGUUCCACCACUGGUCAUGGAGGACAGAAAAAAAGCGAUCAAUCGUCAAACUAGCUAAAACUGCCUGCCAACCUUUGAAAUCUAAGCGGCAGCUGAAUGUUUUGCGUUGUGGUCUGUUUCAGCAAUUGAAUCGCAUCUUUUCUGGUUACGUUUUCUCUUCUUUACCUCUUGGAUCGGGAGCUUGAUUGCUGAGGUGUGUGGGAGCCUGUGAACACGACUGGACGCAGGCAGGACGUGGGGAGGAGGUUUGAGGCUAGAGAUGGCUUCCCCUGCAGCUGCAGCCAAGCUGCGAGAAUUGCAGUCAAAGAACGAUAACAAGGUCUGCGUUGACUGCAGCACACGGAAUCCACAGUGGGCUUCUGUGAGCUAUGGCAUCUUCAUGUGCUUGGAAUGCUCCGGGAAGCACAGGGGUUUGGGGGUGCACAUCAGCUUUGUCAGAUCUGUUUCAAUGGACUCGUGGUCGGACCUCCAGCUGCGCAAGAUGGACGCAGGGGGAAAUGAUGCCUUGAACAGUUUCCUGGCACAAUAUGGGAUCAGCAAGGAAACAGACAUCAAAUUGAAGUACAAUACGCGAGCGGCAGAGGUCUACAGGGGAAAGAUUCAGGCCCUCUCAGAGGGCAGAUCUUGGACGGCCCCUCCUGUUGUCAAGGAGGUGCUUGGGGCCAGCGUAGCGACUGGCCGGAGUGCAGGCAGUGGAGGGUUUAGCGCUAGCAAUGGGGUGGGGGGCUUCGGAAGCAGUAACGAUUGGGAUUCCUGGGGCGACGACAGCGGAAGGGCCAAUGCUGGGUCCGUGCGCAGGAAUCAGUCAGCUGAAAACCUCAGCAGCUCUCACGGCAGCUUCAGUAGCUCACGCGCCUCUUCCCAGCCGGACCUCAACCGAUCCUCAGGAGAUUACACCCAGGCUCAGCUGCUCGCCUCUGCCGCCACCAAGGAGUCCUUCUUUGCCCGCAAGCAGCAUGAGAACGCGUCCCGGCCUGAGGGGUUGCCUCCCAACCAGGGGGGCAAGUACGUUGGCUUUGGGUCAGGCGGCUCCAAGCCCCCGCCCCGACCGGCAGCAAGCAACAAAGUUCUCGACGACACACUCAGCAUGAUGACUCAGGGGUGGCAGACUCUGUCGCUGACCGCAACUCAGGCAGCUACCGCAGCUGCAGCGUCCACCCGAGAUCUCAGCGCCAAGGUCAAAGAGGGCGGAUACGACAAAAAGGUGACAGAGACCGCUACCGUCCUGGCGGCAAGGGGCGCCGAGGUGGGGCAGAAAGGCUGGACCGCGCUCCAGGGCCUACUUGCGACCGCUGCCACCACGGUGCAACAGUACACUGGCGACUCCAAAAAGGGUCCGUUCGAGAGUUCGCCUUAUGCCGGCUCCGGCGGCGGUGGGGGCUCCAAAUACGGAGGGUUUGGGAGCGACAGUGAUGGGGGGUACCAGGCUUUUGGAAACGGGGACAGUGGGGCGAAAGGGUUUGGGGGUUUUGGGGAGGAGAAGCCUCCGCUUAUGGGGGGGAAGCGGGAGGAGUGGGAUGAUUGGGGGACGAGUCAAAGGGAGGCUCCGUCUGCCUAUGCGGGGGGAAAUGCGUAUGGAAGUGCAAUCGAGCAAAAACCGGCCUCUCGAAGGGGGAGUGGUCCGAGUUCUGGGGCCGCGCAGAGACCGACAGCAAACAAUGACUCGUGGUCCGGUUGGGGUGCUGAGAAUGACGAUUCGGAAGUUCAAUACAAUGCCGCUAGGGAAAAGAAGGAGGAGAAGGGUUGGGACGACUGGGGAGAGAAGGAGACGGAGUGGACAGGUGGCGGCUUCCGGUGACCUGUGCUGUCACAAACGGACGGUACGCUCGAAAUUAUAUUGGGAAAAUUGGCUUGGGCGUUCGUAGGAACUAGCACAGGUUUGCGUAUUGCAAGUUCGCCAAUUGACACCCCGAAAAGUCCCAGUUACAAGCUUAGACCAUUGGUUUAUCUGGGCUGCUUCCAAGGCACGGGCAUGAGACGCUAAAGCAGCCUAAUAUAAGUACUUACGGUAGAACACAGGGAAGGCCACUGAUCGAUUGAACAAUUCGGGUAGCUUUCGGGCAGAUAGGCACCUAUCAUUUCAGGUCAUGCUAUAUCAGACUCCCACGCGCGGCAAGCCCUCCUUGCCUAUGAACCAACCGGCAUGCACAAUUGUGCCAGGCCGCUUUGCACGUGAUCAUCUCACUUCUGAC